Molecule: messenger RNA, 2447 nt
Organism: Linum trigynum
Lineage: Eukaryota; Viridiplantae; Streptophyta; Magnoliopsida; Malpighiales; Linaceae
Source: the annotation of a GenBank genome assembly
CUCCUCUCUCCCACCGAUCUGCAACCCACUGCCGCCAGUAUUCUUUCUCGCCUUUGCCGGAAACGGAAUUAUCGACGGCGAGACCGGUGGCGCUGGUCCUCCUCCCUUCCGGCCGGAAAGUAUAUUGUCAUCUCUCUCAAUGUCUCGUUUCGCUUCCUAUUCGCCUCAAUUUCACUAGAGAUUGGACAUGUGAAUCUCAAUUACUUUCGAUAACCUAACCGUCGUCUGCUGCGCGAUUCGUCUUCUUUGCUUAUGUUCCAGAUUAUCCAUGGCGGCAUACAACAACACCUCGGCUUCUGAUUGGCAGCUACGACGGCGAGGAGGGAAACCGAAUGUUGUGUCUCUGCGUAUGAGUUGUCAAAGUAGUAGUAGCGCUGAAGAAGCAACCAUGGAAGAGAUCGAAAGCUUGAUAGAGGACACGGUUUCGGACGAAUACACCUCGAUCUGGAAAGCGUCAUCUUCCUCGUCGUCUUGCUCGACGCCCGGAUUCCGAAUGCAGAUGACUUUAUAGUGAGGGGACUUGUCAGGAUCGAAGGCGAGGUUCAUCCUAAAUGUCGUAGUAAUCUUCGAACCAGCACGAGGGAGCUUGAGAAAGAGCCUGGUUGUCGGAUUGUAGAUGUGAACAAUCACAAGUUACACCAAUGGCAACUUGAUUGUAUAGUAGGAAUCAUAAACACGAGCUAUGUAUAGACAGGGAGAGAGAGAGCCGACCUGGAAAUUGGAGCAGAAGAAGUAGUUUUCUAAUUAAUAUUUAAGUAUUUAGAUCCUAAUCAUCCAAUAUCCAUGAAUUUUGAGGUUUUUAUAUGGUUUUGAUGGUCUUUUAUGUUUUUUAGUGUUUUGGUAUGUAUUAUUGUGUUUAUAUAUGUAUUUAGGAGUUAUUGGUAUGAAGAUCAAAAGUAUCUCAUAAGCACACCAAAAAAUUUCUAAUAUAAAUCACAAAUAUGGUAAAACAAACCAUAAAAUGCAUGCCAGAAACCUUCAAUUGCAAAGUACAAGUCUCGAAAAACAUACCAGAAACACAAGAAAGCAAACCACUAAUAUUUCUAAAACACACCAGAAACUUCAUUAAACAAACCACAAACAUGGUAGAAUAAGACACAAAAAGCAUACCAAAAACCUCCUAAUCCAAACCACAAAUCCUCCAAAACAAACCAGAAAUCGCACAAAGCAACCCACAAAUAUUUUGAAAACCACAAACACGGUAAAGCAAACCACAUAAUGUUCGAAAGCACAUCAGAAACCUCGUAAUGCAGACCACAAAUCCAUUAAAACAAACCAGAAACCCCACAAAUCAAACCAUAAAUUGUUCGAAAGCACACCAUAAACUUCUUAAUGCAGACCAGAAACACAAUAAAGCAAACCAGAAACCUCCUAAUGCAUACCACAAAUCUUCUAAAAAAAACCACAAACCUCACAAAGCAAACCACAACAUUUGCAAAAGCACAUCAGAAACCUCCUAAUGCAAACCACAAGCACGGUAAAACAAACCACAAAAGCAAACCAGAAACCUUCUUAUGCAAACCACAAAUAUAUUAAAACAAACCACAAACACAAUAAAGCAAACCACAAUUUUUUUGAAAGCAAACCAGAAACUUCUUAAUGCAAACCACAAACACAAUAAAGCAAACCACAAAAAGCAUACACAAAUAUGAGAAACCAAACCAUAAAUCUCACAAUGCAGACCAUAACAUCCGAUGAUCGUUGAUCGUUGACCGGUCAAUAAAAAUCGUUGACCAAACUCUGAUGACCGUCAGUGACUGGAUUCCGGCGCCGAUAGGCAUAUUCCAGGCCCGAUGACUAGAUUCUGACGCUGGUAAGCAUAUUCCGACCACGGUGAGCAUAUUCCGGCGACGGUAGCAUAUUUCGAUGAUAAAAAGCAUAUUCCGGCGACAAAAAGGCAUAUUCCAGUGACCGGCGACCAGAUUCCGGCGAUCGAUGGCCGAAUUCCGGCGACCAAAAUUUUGGGCCGAAAAUAAAAAAAAAAAUUUAUUAUUAUUUAAACAUAUUUUUCAUAAUGACAAUUAUACCCCUGGUUUGAUUUUACACUAGAUCAACUCAUCUAAUUAAAAGUCAUCACAACCCUAACUUCCUAUUGAUUGGAGACUAGUGUUGUUACAAUAACAACAAACAUGAUGUUGUCACCAUAUCCGCUCCCCAUUAACUAUACCUCAACCUGCCAUUCGUUGUAUCUCCAUAAGCAUCUACAACAAGGGCCUCUUUCGUGUCUCCUAUCGCUGAAAUUCCAUCGCCAAUCACCUCGUCCGCCAUUUUUCCUUUUUUUCCAACACUUAUGGCAAGUUCCUUGCUCUCAAAUAUUGAUUUAUCCUACAUCUACUUCAUGGAGCAGUUUAUUGGCCUACCUAAUGCUAGAAGUAUUGAAGUCUUGGAUUGAAUGACAAUGGCAGAGGUUUCCUGAGAUACAUCUUUAGUAAAUGUUAAGUAUUUUG